Messenger RNA from Notolabrus celidotus (New Zealand spotty), 1800 nucleotides. It is a transcript of the gene psmd12, whose product is annotated as proteasome 26S subunit, non-ATPase 12. The record is from RefSeq and is a predicted model, not a curated record. The transcript is spliced from 11 exons. Lineage: Eukaryota; Metazoa; Chordata; Actinopteri; Labriformes; Labridae. Bases 97 to 1467 code for a protein of 456 amino acids. Gene Ontology annotation, cellular component: cytoplasm; proteasome regulatory particle, lid subcomplex; nuclear proteasome complex.
GUCCGUGUCGUUCGAACAACAUAGAGCUAGCUGAGUGUGAGUGUGAAGGAAGAACAGAGCAGCACCGUCCGUUACCGUCACUAACUAACCGCAGAGAUGUCUGAGGAGCGAUCCGAGAGGUCCGAUGGGAAGAUUGUGAAGAUGGAGAUCGACUACAGUUCGACUGUAGAUCAGCGUCUCCCGGAGUGCGAGAAGAUGGCCAAAGAAGGGAAGCUGCAGGAGGCCGUGGAGAGUUUGUUGUCGUUGGAGAAACAAACAAGGACGGCAUCAGAUAUGGUGUCCACCUCCAGAAUCCUUGUGGCGGUGGUCCAAAUGUGCCAUGAGGCCAAGGACUGGGACGCUCUGAAUGAAAACAUCAUGUUGCUCACGAAAAGGAGGAGUCAGCUGAAACAGGCUGUUGCCAAGAUGGUGCAAGAAUGCUACAAGUAUGUGGACGCCAUGACUGAUAUGACUAUCAAGCUGAGGCUCAUUGACACGCUGCGAACUGUGACUGCCGGCAAGAUCUAUGUAGAGAUCGAGCGUGCCAGGCUGACAAAGACCUUGGCUGUAAUCAAGGAGCAGAAUGGAGAGGUGAAAGAGGCAGCUGCCAUCCUCCAGGAGCUGCAGGUGGAGACAUACGGCUCCAUGGAGAAAAAGGAGAAGGUGGAGUUUAUCCUGGAACAGAUGAGGCUUUGCAUCGCAGUCAAGGAUUAUAUCCGGACCCAGAUCAUCAGCAAAAAGAUCAACACCAAAUUCUUCACAGAGGACGGCACAGAGGAAUCCAAGCUCAAGUACUACAACCUCAUGAUUCAAGUGGACCAGCACGAGGGCUCCUACCUGUCUAUAUGCAAACACUACCGGGCCAUCUAUGACACGCCCUGCAUCUUGGAGGACAGCAGCAAGUGGCAACAGGCCCUGAAGAGCGUGGUUCUGUACGUGAUUCUCGCCCCGUAUGACAAUGAGCAGUCGGACCUCGUGCACAGAAUCAGCACUGACAAGAGACUGGAAGAAAUCCCCAAAUACAAGGACCUCCUGAAACAGUUCACCACCAUGGAGCUGAUGCGCUGGGCCUCCCUGACGGAGGAUUACGGGAAGGAGCUGAGAGAGGGCUCACCUGACAGCCCUGCCACAGACGUCUUCUCUUACUCGGAGGAGGCGGAGAAAAGGUGGAAGGAUCUGAAGAACAGAGUGGUGGAGCAUAACAUCAGAAUAAUGGCCAAAUAUUACACCAGGAUCACAAUGAAGAGGAUGGCCGGACUCCUCGACCUCUCCAUCGACGAAUCCGAGGAGUUCCUCUCCAGUCUAGUUGUAAACAAAACCAUCUACGCCAAGGUCGACCGGCUGGCCGGCAUCAUCAACUUCCAGAGGCCUAAAGAUCCCAACGACCUGCUCAACGACUGGUCGCACAAACUUAACUCUCUCAUGUCCCUCGUCAACAAGACCACGCAUCUCAUCGCCAAGGAGGAGAUGAUCCACAACCUGCAGUGAACAACACACGGGCGUUAUCCGUACUCGUGGUCCGUAUUUGUGUGUUUUCCAUCAGUGGGAAUCUUAAGAAUAUAAAGUUUAUUGGCAGACUGUGAAGGGGGAAAAUUUGCAGCACAUUAAUAUCACCCUGUUCAUUUUGUACUAUUCAGUGAAACAUUGACAAAAUAAAAACAAGAGCACCUCCCCCCUCGGUCGUCAGACAGGAUCCCUAAAUGUUUGCCUUCUGCUGUUGAAUAGAUUAUAUACAGUUGUUUAUUGCUGUAUGACAAAUGGUUACAACUCUUCAAAUGUAUGCCUACAGAUGUAAACAAUAAACUCCUCACAUUUGGUUAA